UCCUGUUGCUUUUCUGAUCAUUGUAGAUUAGACUUUUUAUAUUUUUACUUUCUUUAUUUCUUGAAAUACAUUUUCUAAGGAGAACUAGAGAAGGAAGUUUUUGUUACAGCUGGCAUAGCAUUCUUAGCAGCUGAAUGCAUAGAGGAUUUUGAUAAAUCAUAUUAUAUUUGUUCAGCUUUAAAUAAAACAGAUUGUUCAUCCUACAAUCAAAAGACCAUUCCUGUAAGACUCUUCUCUGAACGCCGACUGCCACAGCCUCUCAUCUAAAGUGUGUGAUGAUGACAUCCCUAAAGAGACAUUGUCUCCUGCUCCUCGCUGCCGUCCUCCUUCUGUCCUUCGUUCCCACAGUGACUGAAGUGGUGGAUUCAAUGUCAGACUGUGCUGAGUUUCUUCUUGAGCAAACUCCACCACAGGUCCCAGAAAUCUUGGAGUGUGGCAACAUCCUGAACCAGAACCGAUACAAACCCAUUUGCCAGACUUUUAAGAACAAGAAAAGGUUUGUGACGCUCUACGACACCAACAACAAGAUUCCAGUGUUUUCUGCUUACAAGUACAGAGGGGAACAACAGACGGGACCCAAGAAAAGACCCCCUUGGAAGAUAGAGCCACAGCUGGAAGAAAAAAACACCAACAACAUGAGGGAUGACAGAUUAACCCGCCAGGCCAGCAACAAUGAUUAUAAGAACAACAAUGACUAUAAUAGAGGCCACUUAUUUCCAAAUAGUCACGCAUUUGAUAAAGAUGACAAAAUCUCAACGUUCACCCUGACAAACAUCGUUCCACAAGCAGUGUCUUUCAAUGGUGGCAGCUGGGAAAAAAUGGAGAGCUGUGUUGAAUGCGUCCUGGAAGAGUAUUGCAAUAACAAUAAUGGUGUCAUUGAAGGCUUUGUAGUGACAGGAGCAAUUCCCGGCAACAACAAACUCAAGAACAAAAUUAAUAUACCCUCAAUUCUCUGGUCAGCAUUCUGCUGUUACAGUCACAACUUGCAGAAGUGGAUAGCAAGUGCUCACUGGGGGGAAAACAUUGCAGAAGAACCUAAUUCUAAAUAUCUGCAGACAAAGACUUUGGAAGAACUCCACCAAAACCUGAGCACAAUGGACACAAGAUUUGAGGUGUUUCCCAGGACACUGUGUCCUCUCAACACGACUGUUGCUGAGUUCUACCAGGAACUGAAAAAAACCUGCAAGUGCCCACCCCAAGCUUCAACUACAUCUGCCCUGCCCACUACCACAACUAGCAUACCAACCAACCAGACAUCAGCAACUAUCAUUCCCACAACAUUUGAACCCCGAAUUAACAAAACCAACCAGACAUCAGCAACUAUCAUUCCCACAACAUCUGAACCCCGAAUUAACAAAACCAACCAGACAUCAGCAACUAUCAUUCCCACAACAUCUGAACCCCGAAUUAACAAAACCAACCAGACAUCAGCAACUAUCAUUCCCACAACAUUUGAACCCCAAAUUACCAAAACCAACCAGACAUCAGCAACUAUCAUUCCCACAACAUUUGAACCCCGAACUAACAAAACCAACCAGACAUCAGCAACUAUCAUUCCCACAACAUCUGAACCCCGAACUAACAAAACCAACCAGACAUCAGCAACUAUCAUUCCCACAACAUCUGAACCCCGAAUUAACAAAAACAACCAGACAUCAGCAACUAUCAUUCCCACAACAUCUGAACCCCAAACUAACAAAACCAACCAGACAUCAGCAACUAUCAUUCCCACAACAUCUGAACCCCAAACUAACAAAACCAACCAGACAUCAGCAACUAUCAUUCCCACAACAUCUGAACCCCAAACUAACAAAACCAACCAGACAUCAGCAACUAUCAUUCCAAUUUCAUACAUAUUUUGGAUUGUAUUGUAUUUGCUUUGCUGAUACCUGAUUAACAGCCAGGCAAGUACAAACAUAUUGGACGGUGCCAAUGUCCAGUGCCAGUAUGAGGAGGGUGAAUGCAUCCAGAAAAGGACGUGUUUCCUGUUUCUUUACAGUGACACUCAAUGAAAAUGUAACCUUGAUGACAAUGUUUAACCAUAACCACGUAGUCUGAGUUGCCUAAACUUGACCAUAGCUUUAUUCUGUGUUUGCCACCUGUUGACAUGUAGGAAAUAUUAUUUUAAAAUCUUGACCUUUAAAAAUGUUGUAAAUGAAUUUGAAGUGUCAUUCUUACAAUUGAUCUGCAGCUCAUAUAUAAUA
Molecule: messenger RNA, 2204 nt
Organism: Micropterus salmoides (largemouth bass)
Lineage: Eukaryota; Metazoa; Chordata; Actinopteri; Centrarchiformes; Centrarchidae
Exons: 3
Coding region: 276-1886 (536 amino acids)
Molecular function (GO): nucleic acid binding; hydrolase activity; metal ion binding
Source: RefSeq, a predicted model, not a curated record